AUGAGGUACGGGCGCACCCUCGAGCUCUCACGCUACAAGCCGUGGGCAAACAACUACAUCGACUACGCUAAGCUUAAGAAGCUGCUGCGCGAGGACGAUUCCGCGCCGAGCUCGCCGACCCCCGAGACAACUCCCAGCAAGAACGAGAAGUGGACGGAUGAGGACGAGAGCAGAUUCGUGCAUGAGCUGGUGAACGUCCAGCUGGAGAAGGUGCACGAGUUCCAUAGGGACACAUACGAGAAGCUGCGGGACAGGACUGCGAAGUGUGAGGCCAAGCUUGAUACCGUGGCCGUUGCGGAGGCUGGGGAGAAGAACAACAACGAUAACAACAACAACAACAACAACAACAACAACAACAACAACAACAACAAUGAGGAUGGUCAGACCGACGGCGCCAACAGCAGCAAGGGCGAGGGCAAAGACUCCCCAUCGAGCAAUGGCAAUGGCAAGAAGCCGGUGCCAAGCGAGGCCGAGAGGAAGACCAUCCUGAAGGAGGUCCUGUCCGAGCUCGACCACAUCACCAAGGAGACGAAUGAGCUGGAGAAGUACAGCCGCAUCAACUACGCCGGCUUUCUCAAGGCAUGCAAGAAGCACGACCGGAAACGAGGUGGAUCAUACCGUGUGCGACCAUUGCUGCAGGUGCGACUGUCUGCACUGCCUUUCAACAGGGAAGACUACGGUCCCCUGCUGUUCCGCCUGAGUGCCAUGUACAGCUUCGUGCGCACCCGCUUGGACGAGUCCGGCGACCAGCCAAAGGCGUUGGAAGAUCAGCAGGGCAAGGAAGAGUACACCAGCCACAAGUUUUGGGUGCACCCGGAGAACUUGCUCGAGGUCAAGACCUUGAUCCUGCGCCAUCUGCCAGUGCUGGUAUAUAACCCUCAGACAUCCAAGGUCGCAGAGGGCAACCAACCUGAUCCAUCGAUAACUAGCAUUUACUUCGACAACCCGGCCUUUGAGCUCUACUCGAACAAGGUCGACAAGAAUGCCGGAUCUUCGCUGCGUCUGAGGUGGUAUGGACAUCUUAAUGCCAAGCCGCAGAUCUGGGUCGAGAAGAAGACGGUUCAAGAGGACAACAAGAGCAGCGAGGAUCGCUUCACCACCAAGGAUAAGUAUGUGCAGCGAUACACCAACAAUGAGUACCACAUGGAGAAGCAGAUCCAGAAGCUGGAAGAUCGUGCUGGUGCGGAGAGUAACGAAGCUAAGAGCUUCAAGUCGUCAGUGGAAGAGAUCCAAGCCUUCAUCAAGAGGUACGAGCUGCAGCCUGUUGUUCGCGCGAACUACACGCGCACUGCUUUCCAGGUCCCUGGCGACGACCGUGUGCGUAUAAGUCUCGACACUGAUCUUGCUUUCAUCCGGGAAGAUGCCAUCGACUCCGACCGUCCGUGCAGAGACCCGAAAACUUGGCAUCGUACCGACAUUGACAACAAUGAGCUGGAGUACCCCUUCUCAUCGAUCAGGAAGGGCGAGAUCAGUCGCUUCCCAUUCGCUGUUCUCGAGAUCAAGCUGCGUAGUACGCCUGGUAAGAGAAGCGCUGAGUGGAUCCAGGAUCUGAUGAACAGCCAUCUGGUAAAGACAUCCCCCAAGUUCAGCAAAUUCGUACAUGGAGUCGCCCAGCUCUUCGAAGACUAUGUCAACACUUUCCCAUUCUGGCUCAGUGAGAUGGAGACCGACAUUCGCCGGGACCCGCAGCAGGCUUUCGAGGAAGAGCAGGCCAAACGACAGAAGGAGCGCGACGAUGAGUUCGCUGUGGGUACUCUCCUGCGGACUUCAUCAAUGUUCUCUCCAGCGCAGAAAUCUGGCGGCGUUUUGUCGCCUGUUGGAUCUCCCUCCGUACCGAGCACAUCUAUACAGCGUAGCCCAGCAUCACAACGGAAAGACGCAACACAGGCGCCUAGGCAGCAGCAGGCUACCGCCGAACCGACCCAAAUGCAAGACACUGCAGGCGAAAUCGAUGACGAUGAUACUGGAACACACACGCACAACACAGAGCUCAACAGAACGCCUAGUGGUCUCAAAUCUCUGUUCCCAACCUUCAGCACGUCAAAGUACGGCACAUUCAAGCGUGGGAAUCGGACGAAGCUGCCACCUGGCGUUGUCGAGCCUAAGAACUGGAUCAAGGACCAGGGAACCAACAAAGUGGAGGGCAAGGUGUGGCUCGCAAACCAGCGAACGUUUAUCAAGUGGCAGCACGUUUCGAUUCUCCUCGCCUCGCUUUCUCUUGGUCUCUUCAACGCUGCCGGGCCUAACAAUACUGUUGGCAAGGUUCUUGGUAUCGUGUAUACGUCUAUCGCAGUCUUCGCGGCCGCUUGGGGAUACUUCACGUACAUGUGGAGGGCCAACUUGAUUCAGAGGAGAAGCGGGAAGGACUUCGAUGCUGUCGCUGGUCCGGUCAUUGUCUGCAUUGGUCUGAUCGUUGCGCUGAUACUUAACUUCGCGUUCAAGCACAAAGCAGUCAUGGAAGAACGACGAAACCAGGACGCCCACCUAGGCGUCGGCAUCAACCAAACGCAAUUCCUGGGCAUGCAUUCCGAUCUAUGA
Messenger RNA from Fulvia fulva, 2538 nucleotides. Its product is annotated as Vacuolar transporter chaperone 2. The record is from RefSeq and is a predicted model, not a curated record. NCBI's taxonomy places the organism in Eukaryota, Fungi, Ascomycota, Dothideomycetes, Mycosphaerellales, Mycosphaerellaceae. The coding region runs from base 1 to 2538 and encodes 845 amino acids. Gene Ontology annotation, cellular component: vacuolar transporter chaperone complex; fungal-type vacuole membrane. The transcript is spliced from 2 exons.